Messenger RNA from Aspergillus candidus, 3348 nucleotides. RefSeq names its product putative mRNA-nucleus export ATPase (Elf1). Gene Ontology annotation, molecular function: ATP binding; ATP hydrolysis activity. NCBI's taxonomy places the organism in Eukaryota, Fungi, Ascomycota, Eurotiomycetes, Eurotiales, Aspergillaceae. The transcript is spliced from 2 exons. The coding region runs from base 1 to 3348 and encodes 1115 amino acids. The record is from RefSeq and is a predicted model, not a curated record.
AUGCCCCAUCAGGAAUCGCCCGCCAUGACGACCGCCGUCUCCAAGACUCCCUCCGACGUUCCCCCCACUUCCGAGGAGGUCGCCUCCCUCUUUCACACUAUCUUCAAUGCCGACACCUCCGACAAGGCUCUCGAUGCCGCCUAUGGCCUGACCAACCUGUUGAUCCAGAGUGUCGGAUGUGCCGGCUUCCAGAAAUACGACAUUCUCAACCCCAUCAAGAAGGCCGCCCUCGACAAGAAGGAUGGUGCCCGGCGCGAGAGCGCUAUGCUCAUCCUGGGCGCCCUGUUCGAGCGCUUCCCGCGCCCCCACCCCCUGAGUGAGGUGUCCUUCCUGCUGCAGGAUGGAGGUCUCCUGCACAUCGCCCUCGAUGCUCUGGCCGACAAGGGCGCCGUCGUGCGCGAUGCCGCUCAGUACGCCAUCGACGCCCUGGUCGCCACCCUCAAGCCCGAGGCCCAGGUCAACGCCCUCUUGCCCGCCCUUCUCGCCUACCUUGGCAAGGGCUCUGGCAAGUGGCAGGGCUUCGUCGGGGCCUACGCCCUGAUCGAGCAGAUGGCCCGGCGCGCCGAGAUGGGUGCCGGCACCCGCGAGGAGGAGACGGACAAGGAUGUGCUCCGCGAGGCCAUGGGCAAGACCCUCAAGGAGCUCAUCCCCCUGAUCGAGUCCGGCAUGCACGACCUGAAGAACGAGGUCGCCAAGCAGGCCUGCAAGGCCAUGCACGCCGUCACCACCCUGCUGUCCAACGACGACGUCGCCCCGCGCAUCCCGCUCCUGAUCAAGACCAUGGAGCAGCCGUCGGAGAAGACGCUGCAGAGCGCCAUCCACGCCCUCUCCCAGACCACCUUCGUCGCCAUCGUCAACUCGCCCGUCCUGGCCCUGCUGACCCCGCUCCUGGAGCGCUCCUUGAACGCCCCCACCACCCCGCAGGAGACCCUGCGCCGCACCGUCGUCGUCGUCGAGAACCUGACCAAGCUGGUCCACGACCCCGCCGAGGCCCGCACCUUCCUGCCCAAGCUGAAGCCCGGUGUUCAGGGCGUCAAGGACCGCGCUUCGCUGCCCGAGGUCCGCGACCUGGCCACCCGCGCGCUGAGCGUCAUCGAAAAGGCCAUGGCCGACCGCGACCUCGCCAGUGGCGCCAUCGCCAAGGUCACCCCCGAGGAGGUCCUCGACGUCCUCGACCACCAGAUCCAGCAGCACGGGGGCCUGGUCGACCAGACCCAGCACACCCUGUUCACGCUCGGCAAGUCCUACGUCGCCGAGAUGGUCCGUGAGGAUGUCAACUGCCGCCUGCACGACCGCAUCCCCGCCUGCAUCACCCCCUACCUGCGCGGCCUGCUGCCCGAGGGCGCGCCCGAGGCCGUGGCCGCCGCGGUGCAGGAGCACUACGUCGCCGAGGACCACCGCAAGUACGGCAAGCCCGUGCCGGAGGACCCCAACGAGGUCGAGAUCGUGAACGCCAACUUCUCGCUCGCCUACGGUGGCAUGCUGCUGCUCUCCCACACCAACCUCCGCCUGCUCAAGGGCCACCGCUACGGCCUGUGCGGCCGCAACGGUGCCGGCAAGUCGACCCUCAUGCGCAGUAUCGCCGACGACAAGCUCGAGGGCUUCCCGCCGCCGGAUGAGGUGCGCACCUGCUUCGUCGAGCACAACCAGGGCGAGGACGCCGACCUGUCCAUCGCCGAGUACGUGUCCAAGGACCCCAAGAUCGCCGAGACUGGUGCCGACCACAUCCGCGAGGUCCUGCUCGAGUUCGGCUUCACCGACGGGCCCGAGGGCCGCCAGUCGCAGAACGUCGGCUCCCUGUCCGGUGGGUGGAAGAUGAAGCUGGCGCUGGCCCGCGCCAUGCUCAUGAAGGCCGACGUCCUCCUGCUUGACGAACCGACCAAUCACUUGGACGUCGCCAACGUCCGCUGGCUGCAGGACUACCUGAAGCGCCACACCGACAUCACCAGCUUGAUCGUCAGUCACGACUCGGGCUUCCUGGACGAGGUUUGCACCGACAUCUACCACUACGAGCAGAAGCGCCUCGUCUGCUACAAGGGCAACCUGGCCGACUUCGUCAAGGUCAAACCCGAGGGCAAGAGCUACUACACCUUGUCCGCGUCCAACGUGCAGUUCCGCUUCCCGCCCCCGGGCAUCCUCUCCGGCAUCAAGUCCCUGACGCGCGCUAUCCUGCGCAUGAGCCACUGCACCUACACUUACCCGGGCGCCAGCAAACCCUCUCUGGAGGACGCUUCGCUGACCCUGACCCUCUCGUCCCGCGUCGCCAUCAUCGGCGGCAACGGUGCGGGUAAGUCGACCUUCAUCAAGAUGCUUACGGGCGAGACCAUCCCGCAGGAGGGCAAGGUCGAGAAGCACCCCAACCUCCGUAUCGGCUACAUCAAGCAGCACGCCCUGGAGCACGUUGAGAUGCACCUGGAGAAGACCCCCAACCAGUAUCUGCAGUGGCGCUACGCCAACGGUGACGACCGUGAGGUCUACCUGAAGCAGACCCGCAUCCUCACCGAGGAGGACAAGGCGCAGCUGGCCAAGCCCGUCGACCUGGGCGACGGCCGCGGCCCCCGCCGCAUCGAGGCACUGAUGGGUCGACAGAAGUGGAAGAAGACCUUCCAGUAUGAAGUGAAAUGGGUCGGUCUGCUGCCCAAGAACAACACAAUGAUCUCGCGUGAGACCUUGACCCAGCUUGGCUUCGUCAAGAUGGUGCAGGAGUUCGACGACCACGAGGCCUCGCGCGAGGGUCUCGGUUACCGUGUCCUGGAACCUAAGGUCAUCUCCAAGCACUUCGAGGACGUUGGCCUGGACCCGGAGAUCGCCAACCACAACCAGAUCUCGGGCCUGUCGGGUGGACAGAAGGUCAAGGUCGUGCUGGCCGGUGCCAUGUGGAACAACCCGCAUCUGCUGGUCCUGGACGAGCCGACUAACUUCUUGGACCGCGACUCGCUGGGCGGCCUGGCCGUGGCCAUCCGCGACUACAAGGGCGGUGUGGUCAUGAUUUCCCAUAACGAGGAGUUCGUGGGCGCCCUGUGCCCGGAGCAGUUGCACAUCGCCGACGGCCGUGUCGUCUCGCGCACCAACGCCGCCGUCUCCCUGGACCGGUUCGAGGACAGCGCCGCCAGCUCGCCGCAGCCCGGCAGCACGGCCGCCAACUCGACGGCCACCAGCGCCGCCGCCUCGGCCGUCAACUCGGGCGCCGAGGACCAGGGCGACCUGAAGUUCAAGGCCAAGAAGAAGAAGAAGAUGACCCGCGCGCAGCAGAAGGAGCGCGAGGUGCGCCGCCGUCUGCGUCACAUCGAGUGGCUGAACAGCCCCAAGGGCACCCCCAAGCCCGAGGACACGGAUGACGAGGCUUAA